GCCCUCGAACUCUGCUCGCGAAUGAGAGACGUAGCAGGGCCGAGGCCACGGCGGUGACGGCGGCCGCCCACAGCCAGGCGCCCAGAGCCGGCCUCCAACCCGGGGCUGCUGCUCCUCCACGCUCCGUCCGGUCGGCAGCAACUUCAGCCUCUCCCGAGCGCAGGAGAGGCGGGACUCUUCUGCCGAAGCUGCUUCCUGCUCAGCUGAGAAGCAGGAACGAGCCCACUGGUGAGAGCCGACUCGACGCAGAAAGGCGCCGCCAUGGCCUCGCUCUUUAAGAAGAAAACAGUGGACGAUAUUAUUAAAGAACAGAACAGAGAUUUGCGAGGUACACAGAGGGCCAUCGUCAGAGAUCGAGCAGCUUUGGAAAAACAGGAAAAGCAACUGGAAUUGGAAAUAAAGAAAAUGGCUAAAACGGGAAACAAAGAAGCCUGUAAAGUUCUGGCCAAACAACUCGUGCAGCUGAGAAAACAGAAAACUCGAACCUAUGCAGUUAGUUCAAAAGUAACAUCCAUGUCUACUCAAACAAAACUAAUGAACUCUCAGAUGAAGAUGGCAGGAGCAAUGUCAGCAACAGCAAAGACAAUGCAGGCUGUUAAUAAAAAGAUGGAUCCACAAAAGACAUUGCAAACAAUGCAGAAUUUCCAGAAGGAAAACAUGAAAAUGGAAAUGACAGAAGAAAUGAUUAAUGAUACUCUAGAUGACAUUUUCAAUGAUUCUGAGGAAGAAGAAGAAAGUCAGGAUAUCGUGAACCAAGUCCUUGAUGAAAUUGGAAUUGAAAUAUCUGGAAAGAUGGCCAAGGCUCCUUCAGCUGCCAGAGGCAUGCCAUCUGCAUCAACAUCCCAAAGUACAACAAUUUCGGAUGAAGAGAUUGAGAGGCAGCUCAAAGCCCUGGGAGUAGAUUAACUUGAUGGUGAUGUGCAGCCUGCCUUUACGCCAGUGCAGGCAUGCAUAUGAACUUCCAACACAGGUUUCAAUAAAAACCAAAUUCCUCUUAUCUAUCUUGCCUCAGCUAUCACUGGUGAUAAAUUUUAGAGGCACUUGGUGAAACUAGCCAAAAUCUUAUUGCAAGAGAACAAUACAAAAUGAAGAUUGUGUACAAAAAACAUGCAUAAUGCAGAAGUUGUAUGCCUAACCAAACUGGGUUCUACUGUAAACAAGAGCAUCUGCUAUGUUGAGUCUUAAUUUGGAUUGGUUGCUUUUAGCUGUUUCUCUAAAAACACCUUGCUUGACCAACACUAAAUUUCCUUCAGAUUUGUGAACUUUCUGAAGUUAUUGUUAUCAGCCCCUCUGGAGGUGUUGAAGGUAAAUUAAAAGUCUCUUGCAAGUAAAUUAAAAGGUCUCUUAAUGUAAUAUAUUACUUUUUAAAAUGACACUUUGUUUUUUCUUUCAAGUGGGAGGUGGUAUUUAUUUUCUUCAGGUGAAGGAUGUGUUUUAACAGUUUAGGGGGCCUUUUUAUAAGCGCCUUUCUAACAUGUUGUUGUUCAUUCAGCCUUGUUUUGGAAUGAUAUGUGCAUUUCUAAUUUAGCCCAAGAUCUGAGUACAAUACUGCUAUCAUUAGUGGAACCUUCCUAGAAACGAGGUUGUGUGCCAUCAGUAUUUUGAUGUAGCAGAUUGUAAGGAAAGUACUAAACAAACUCCAUUGUACUGUAACUUAGCUAACUUGAAGAGAAUUGUGUGCCUUUGUGUACAUAGCCCAUAUUUUUAUUAAGCUUUGAAUUGUGAAAAAUUAAUGUUAAAGCCAUUUUCUCAACUUAUACAGCACUGAAAGAGUUACAGAGACUCAACAGCAAUUGGUGCAAAGUACAUAAAUGUUAUGCUUUUUCUUGAAAUAGCAUGUGUACAUAUUGCUGUGCAUCAUGUUUUCAUCAAAAAAGUGUUACCUUUGACAAAAUAUUUGAUUGUCCAGUGUAGUAUGUUUGUUUAUGUUAAACUGAUUUCUUGCACAUUAACAGGAAUGAUUAUAAGUUUGCCUAUUUAAAGUUAAUGGAUUUACUUGGGAGUUUAAAAUUACACUUUAAAGUAAAACAGUGGAUAUCUUGACAUAUUAUCGGAAACAUAGUACCCUGGAACUCUAUAGCAAUAUUUACAAGUGGGAUGUGAAAAGGAGGUUAUCCUCCUUUUCACUACCUUGUGGAAAUAACCCAAACCUUGGAAAUCAUCAAGAAUGCAACUGAUUGUCCUUGAAGAAAAGGACAAGAAAGCAACUACUGUGAUUAUGACCAUGUACUGCAUCAAUGUAGGGCAUCAGCAGCAAUAUCGAGAACCUAGAACUCCAGUUUAAUAUACUUAAGAUUUGGCUGGAUAAACAAAUGGUCAAAGCGAUCUAUAAUACAUAUUGAAUUGGGUUUUGCAGUUUUACAGAAUAUGUGGCAGCAUGGCUAUGUGGGUGAAUCUUUCUUUUUAUGGACUUUAUAAAUAUCAACUAAAUAAAAGCUUUCAGUUCCUCCAGUGCUGAUUCCAUUUGCAAGAUUUCAUUUUGUAUUUUUCUGAACAAUGUACCCUAACAAAAAGUGUCCUCAGCGUGGUGUCCGUGGGCACCAUGGUGUCCUCUGACACCUUUCCUGGUGUCCACUGAGUGUUUAGAAAGAUGGCAGGACCAGUUGGGGCACUUGCCCAGCAGGGCCUCUGAUAGGCUGGGCAGACUAAAAAUAACAUUGUUUCAGUGGCAGCUGCCAGCACAGUGUUGGUUUUAUUCUCACUCACUCCUCUGUCUAAGUGUUUUAUUAAAUUAACUCUCUUCUCCCCGGCACUUGAGCUUCCUGUGUGUGUGUGUGCGGCUUUGCCUCCUGUGGCAGAUGUUUUAUGGUUGCGCCAUCAUCCUGUGUCAGAAUCCCAAAGGUGCCACAGGCUCAGAAACAUUGGGGACCCCUGAGUUUAAACCAACCAACUACUAAAGGCAAGGGUUAAAAAAAAACUGGCAGCAGUAUUUGUGUUCAUUCAGUUUUUUUUAAUUCAGGUCUAGUGACUGAACAAAAAUAUGAAACCAAGAAUA
This is a messenger RNA of Gekko japonicus, 2995 nucleotides long. RefSeq names its product charged multivesicular body protein 2B (gene CHMP2B). Lineage: Eukaryota; Metazoa; Chordata; Lepidosauria; Squamata; Gekkonidae. Gene Ontology annotation, biological process: protein transport; endosome transport via multivesicular body sorting pathway; late endosome to vacuole transport. The transcript has 6 exons. Gene Ontology annotation, cellular component: ESCRT III complex; multivesicular body. The coding region runs from base 262 to 906 and encodes 214 amino acids. The record is from RefSeq and is a predicted model, not a curated record.